Rhizophagus irregularis DAOM 181602=DAOM 197198 is the source of this 1311-nucleotide messenger RNA. Lineage: Eukaryota; Fungi; Glomeromycota; Glomeromycetes; Glomerales; Glomeraceae. The record is from RefSeq and is a predicted model, not a curated record.
AUGAGUAAUGAUCAUUCGAAUGUGCCAGUUAUUUCGGUAGAUGAAGAAUAUUCGGGAUAUCGUCGCAAGUAUGGACAUGAAGAUCCACAAUCUGUUAAUUGGUGUCGACAUCGAAAACAUUUUUUUAUACUUAGUAGUGCCGGCAAGCCAAUCUAUACUCGUUAUGGAGAUGAAUCACGGAUAUCAGGUUAUACGGGUGUGAUUCAGGCUAUUGUUUCUUUUUUUGUUGAUGCUGAAGAUUCUAUAAGAUGUAUCAACGCGGGAAAUCACAAAUUUGUAUUUUUACUUAAGGGCCCAUUGUAUCUUGUAGCUGUAUCACGGACGAAUGAAUCAGAAACUCAGCUCAGAGAUCAAUUGAAUUAUUUAUAUAACCAAAUUUUAAGUGUUUUAACGUCCACUCAAUUAACAAGAAUUUUUGAACAACGGAUUAAUUAUGAUUUGCGCCUUCUACUUGGAGGCACUGAACCAUUUUUGGAUAACCUUGCAACUUCUAUGAGCGAUGAACCAGGAUUCAUGUUGGGCUCAAUUCAGUGUGUUAGGAUGAAUAAAGAAUUACGAGACAAAAUUGGAAGUAUUUUGCAGAUAGUAAAGUCGAAGGAUCUUUUAUAUGCUAUGCUAAUAGCCAAUAAUAAAUUAAUAACAUUGCUAAGACCUAAAAGACAUAGUCUUCAUUCAGCAGAUCUUCACUUAAUUUUUAAUAUGGUAAAUGGUUCUUCGACUUUUCGGUCAGCUGAAUCAUGGACUCCAAUAUGUCUUCCAAAAUUCAACAACAAAGGGUUCCUCCACGCUUAUGUAUGCUACAUUACUGGGAAUGUAUGUUUGCUCUUGAUUUCUCCAGAUAAAGACAAAUUUUUUGAGUUAUCUGAUGCUAAAAGUAUAAUAGUUGAGGAACUCACUAGUUGUAAUGCAUUACAAGCGAUAGAGGAAGUGUCACAGAGUGAAGGUUAUUCUAUAGCAGAUGUUGGUGCAGCAGGUUUACGUCAUUUUAUAUAUAAAUCAAGGAAGCAUGUACAAUAUACAUCACCUACGUUUAUGGCACCAUAUAAUGAUCCUCAUGAGAAACAAAAAUUGUUUAAAUUAUACAGAUACACACAUGAUCGCAUGCAUUCACGUAUUCGACCACUUAAGGUACAUUAUUAUGUGAGUCCAACAGAAACUAUAUUAGGAUGGAUAACCUCAACAUUUGAAUUAUAUGCCGCAUUUGGUCCAUUAAUAUCUAAGUCGGCAUUGACUAAUUCCUCCCAUACAUUGUUGAAAUGGAUAAAAAAAGAGGAGGAAAAUUUAUUUAUUCUGAAUUCACAAGUAUUUUAA